This is a messenger RNA of Dovyalis caffra, 240 nucleotides long. The record is from the annotation of a GenBank genome assembly. NCBI's taxonomy places the organism in Eukaryota, Viridiplantae, Streptophyta, Magnoliopsida, Malpighiales, Salicaceae.
AUGGAAGGAGGAGCUGCUUUAUUAGGGGAAACUACAGUUAUGGGUGAUCCAGAAGCACAGUAUGAAUUAGGUUGUCGUCUAAGAGUUGAGGGACAUGCUGGUGCAGUUAUAGCAAAUGGACCUCUCCUCCUAAGAGUUAUUAAUUUUAACUUUGGGUCCCGUCUUGGUCCCAGGUACUCGAGUCCCAGCAUCUCUAAAGAAAUUCGGUUUGAAGAGGAGUUCCUCCGUGAAAAAAAGUGA